CGCCCAGGGCGCGCACGGGCUAGGUGGGCUCCGAACGCGGGCGCAUGCGCGCUGCGCGCGCUGGUGCGGGACAGCUGGCGCCGGCGGCAGCGGAGGGGUUGGAGGCGGCGGCCGGGAGUCAGCCGCCGUGCAGGGAGCCACAGGAGCCGGCGGAAAGAGAAGAAACCUAAAGAAACUCGGCUGCCCACCGACCCUUCCUCACUUUUGGAAAUGGCGGGAGAAAUCACAGAGACCGGGGAGCUCUAUUCUCCCUACGUGGGACUGGUGUACAUGUUUAACCUCAUCGUGGGCACUGGUGCACUCACCAUGCCCAAGGCCUUUGCCACUGCCGGGUGGCUCGUCAGCCUGGUCCUGCUGGUGUUCCUGGGCUUCAUGAGCUUUGUGACGACUACCUUCGUGAUAGAGGCCAUGGCCGCGGCCAACGCUCAGCUCCACUGGAAAAGGAUGGAAAACCACCAGGAGGAGGAAGAGGAGGACUCCUCCACAGCCUCCGACAGUGACGUCCUUGUUCAGGACAACUACGAGCGGGCAGAGAAACGACCCAUCCUUUCAGUGCAGAGACGUGGAUCUCUGAACCUUUUUGAAAUCACAGACCGGGUGGAGAUGGGACAGAUGGCUUCCAUGUUCUUCAAUAAAGUGGGGGUCAACUUGUUCUAUUUCUGCAUCAUCAUUUACCUGUACGGGGAUUUGGCCAUCUAUGCUGCCGCCGUGCCCUUCUCCCUCAUGCAGGUGACUUGCAGUGCCACUGGCAACGAGUCCUGUGGUGUGGAGGCCGACACCAAGCACAACGACACGGACCCGUGCUGGGGGCCCCUGCGCCGUGUGGACGCCUACCGCAUCUACCUGGCUGUCUUCACCCUCCUCCUUGGUCCCUUCACCUUCUUUGACGUCCAGAAGACCAAGUACCUGCAGAUCCUGACCUCCCUGAUGAGAUGGGUUGCUUUUGCCAUCAUGAUCGUGCUGGCCCUGGUCCGCAUCGGGAACGGGCACAGAGAGGGGCGCCCGCCCCUGGCUGACUUCUCCGGGAUCCGGAACCUGUUUGGGGUGUGCGUCUACUCCUUCAUGUGCCAGCACUCGCUGCCAUCCCUUGUCACACCGGUGUCCUCCAAGCGCCACCUCACACGCCUGGUCUUCCUGGACUACGUGCUGAUCCUCGCCUUCUACGGCCUUCUCUGCUUCACCGCCAUCUUCUGCUUCCGCGGCGACAGCCUCAUGGACAUGUACACCCUCAACUUCGCGCGCUGCGAUGUCGUGAGCCUGGCUGCCGUGCGCUUCUUCCUGGGCCUUUUCCCUGUCUUCACCAUCAGCACCAACUUCCCCAUCAUCGCCGUGACCCUCCGCAACAACUGGAAAACACUUUUCCACCGUGACGGGGGCACGUACCCCUGGGUGGUGGACCGCGUGGUGUUCCCCACCAUCACCCUGCUGCCCCCGGUGCUGGUGGCCUUCUGCACCCACGACCUGGAGUCCCUGGUGGGCAUCACGGGGGCCUACGCAGGCACGGGCAUCCAGUACGUCAUCCCCGCCUUCCUGGUGUACCACAGCCGCAAGGACACCCAGCUGGCCCUGGGCUACGGGACCAUCAACAAGCACAGGUCCCCUUUCCGCCACGCCUUCUGGGUGGGCUUUGUGCUGCUCUGGGCUUUCUCCUGCUUCUUCUUCGUCACUGCCAACAUCGUCCUCAGUGAGACCAAGGUCUGAUGGCAAAAUGUGUCCGGUGACGAGAGAGGCGGGGGCUCCACUCUGGCCCCAUCACUCACCUUCCCGCCUGCAGAGCCAAGAGCUAGUUCCUUCCCAGGGUUGCACGGGGCAGGCGAGGCCAGACUUGCGGAGGGCACCCUCCACGUCUCCUGCUAGGGGUCUUCUCUCCACCCAGGAUCCCACGCAGUCCGCGCCUCGCUUCACUCGUCAGGGCAGCCUGUCUCCCAGGCCCCCCUGCCCGGGGCUGCCGCUGGCCAGCCUAGCCGCACAACCUGGGCACACAGCCGUCCCAGUUCCAGAACCGGUUACUGCUUUACUUGCCAGGAGCGGGCUCCUCCCACCGCACAGUAGGGACGCAGUGCUGGCCCUCCCGUUAUUUAUACCAGAGGCCACGUCCCGUCCUCCUCCGUCCUGCCCCUCCUGCAUCCUCGUCUGGGAAAACUCCACUCGUAGCUGCUGCCUUUUGGGGGCAAAUCCCAGGCCCUAACUCUCCUCCCCACCAGGACUGCCAGUGACAGGCAGGUCCCACCUUCCCCUCAGGCCUCGAGUGGCCAGGUGCCACUCCACUCCCCAGAGAAGGCCUGGCCAGCCCCGAUGACAACAGGAAGUGCUGAUAGGCACCAGGGCCCCUUGACUGUGGCUCUGAGGGCCCUUGCUGUGGGUGCCAGCACCUGGCUGAGCUCCUGAACCAGGGGUGACUCAGGAGCAUCAGGCAGGAGCAGUCCUUCCUCAGGGCACAGCCGCCUGGCAGCCAGUUUAAAGCCCAGAGCCUGUGACCCCUCAGAGGGAUUCUCUGCUCUCCUGACUGCCCCACUGGGGCCCUCAGGGUCUCCUGCAGUACAGGGGGGCGGUGCAUAAGGACCACUAAAGGGAGCUACCCCCACCCACCAUCACGGUGGCUCGGGGGCACCCUGGGCAUGUAGCGGUGAGCAGGCUGUGCCUCCCACCCUGUCAGAGGUCAGGUCUGCGAAGCAAGAGCAGGCUUGGCUGUCCCUGCUCCCACUCCAGCACUAAAUGUGGCUCACGUGGCUCCCUUUUGAGCCAGGCUCUGGGUGCUCUGUUCAUACUCUCUGUGACCUUUGGGUGCUGUGGAGUGAGAUGGGGCAUCAGCCACCGUUCUCACAGAAGGAGGGGUGGCUUCCUAGCCACCUCACCAGCUCUUCCGUGGUCCCCUCCCUGUCACAGGCAUGCAUGCACCUGCUGGGCCAGCCCUUCCCGGAAACACAGGUGACUAGCAAACUCUGCAUUUUCAAUGUGCCUUCUGCUUCAGGACCUGGGGGUCCUUCCUGACCCUCCCUGGCGUGCCCCCAACCCUGGGCCUGGCCCCACCUGUCCUGGAGCCCAAAGCAGCUUGACCUGGAGCUGCCUCUCUGGGGUGGGGUCUCAAGCCCCCACCCCAUCCCCCCCAUCCCCCUUUUGAUUUUAGUGCCUUGCUCAGCUCUCGUUAGGGGAUCUCCGCAGCCUUCCCUGCAUGGCGCAGUGUUCGUACCUUGGACGGAGCGACACCACCGGGUGUCCUGGGGCCCUUGAUGGUCUCCGAAGGAGAGGGAGGAGGACCUGGGGAGUCCACAGGCAGUGCUAUCCCUGCCCCAGCCCCUGGCUGCCCCAGCCUGUGAGAACCCCUGGUCGUGAUUGGCCAUGGUCUGCUUUCUCACUGCUGUCACACAUCUCGCAGCCGGUUCCCCAAACGUGAUUUUCCAUCCAUGUGGAAAAUAGACGACCCUUCCCCAUGUACCAUUGUGGCUUCUUCCCAGGAGGCCCCACCCCCGGUGGGCAGAGCAGGGAGGGCCCCUGGGUGAUGGACACCCAUGGCUUGGGCUGAUCUGCAGCUGCCCAGCUGUUUGCUGAAAACUCAAAACAUCGGUCCUUACCCUUCUCCAUUUACACUCCCUCUUGCUUAAGGACAAAGCAAAUUAAAUCAUCCUGCUGCCCCAGGCUCCAAACCAAAUUUUGGACGCAAAUUUAUUAGCAUCAUAAAGCCCAGGUUGAUUAAUGUGGCAAUCUGGAGCCACACAGCAGUGCAGUCUGGUGGCUGCGUUCCCCUACUCCAAGCUGGGCAGCCCCAGGCCCGGAGGGACGGAAUCAGCCCUAGCUGGCCACAUCCCUGACGCUAACCCAGGGCGCUCACCACUGCCACUGUCUGGGAUCCUUUACAGCUCCGUGUUCACCUGCUGGAGGUCGGAUGGGGUCGUCUUCCUCUCUACUGCUGAUAGCCAGGGGGCUUAGGGCAAGGGGGAGAAGGCCCAACAGCCAGACAGAACCCGAUGAUGCUUGUUCACCACGUGCGUCAGGCACACUUGGCUGCAAGUGCUUACGUCAGUGUGGUGAGGGGGGCGAGCUGGCUCCUGAUUUCCAUUUUACAGAUGGGCCCCCGAGGUCACUGGUGGGGAGGGCAGAAAAGGAUGCCGGCCCAGCCUGACCUGGGUACAGAUGUCUCCGUGGAGGAGGGCAUAAACCCGCCAGCCUCCACCUAACGCCUUUCACCCGGACUGACCCCGAGGCCAGGCCAAGGUGGGAGACCGUGUUCCCUCAUGCCAUUUUGCCAGGGGCUCCUGCCUGUUCCCUCACCUGAGGCCAGCGAGGCGGCUGCGGGCUUAUAGAUGGGGCAGAUGGCAGGUGACGGGCUGGGAGGCACUGCUGAGUGGUGGAAGGUGGGCAGCGGGCACCUUGCCAGGCCCUUAGCGACACAGCUGUUCUCACCACACGGGGCCGGGAGCAGCCUCGGCAAUAGAAACUAGAGUCAGAGUGGUGGGGGGGGGGGGGGGAAGGGGGCCGCUCCCCACCUCAUGAGAAACCAGUCCCGGGGGAGGGGCCUGGCACAGGGCCAUGUGACUGAGGGCAGGUGUAAGGCCGAGACCACGCCUGUCUCAGGGUAGGAUUCCUGGGCAGGGCUGACACCCAGUUGGCUCUGCUAAGGGCCACUGAAAAGCUGGGUCUCCUGAAACAGAUCCAGGACUGCGGGAGAGGUUCUCAGUCCCUCCUCCCCAGGGCUGGGGCUCACGGUGGUGUCAGUUGGAGAAAAGGAGAAGUGAUAGCUUCUCAGUGCCUGGCAUGUGCCAGGCACAGUGCUGGGUGCUCUCUGCGUGGACCUUGGCAUAAUCUGGGGAUUAAGACCAUGGACCAAGAAGGCAGAACUGCCCCAUGCAGGCAGCAAGCCUCCUACUCUUCCUCGUCAUUUGUAGCACGGGGACAGUAGUACCUGCGCCACUGACCGGUUGUGGGAACUUAAGUAGUGAGCUCAGUGCCUGGCGCAGAAGUGCUCAAUAAAGCUACUCUGUACUGA
Molecule: messenger RNA, 4984 nt
Organism: Leopardus geoffroyi (Geoffroy's cat)
Lineage: Eukaryota; Metazoa; Chordata; Mammalia; Carnivora; Felidae
Gene: SLC38A12
Product: transmembrane protein 104
Exons: 10
Coding region: 211-1701 (496 amino acids)
Source: RefSeq, a predicted model, not a curated record